Anneissia japonica is the source of this 3090-nucleotide messenger RNA. RefSeq names its product mesenchyme-specific cell surface glycoprotein-like. The record is from RefSeq and is a predicted model, not a curated record. The transcript has 10 exons. NCBI's taxonomy places the organism in Eukaryota, Metazoa, Echinodermata, Crinoidea, Comatulida, Comatulidae. The coding region runs from base 161 to 1615 and encodes 484 amino acids. Gene Ontology annotation, molecular function: protein binding.
UUUUUAUUUGUAUUGUCUUGAACAUUAUUUAGGUGAUAAAUUGCUACAAGUUAUCGACUUUUCCAUCCCCUCAACGCCAACUAUUGAGCCUAUUUACCAAACUUCCAUUCCGGGCGAUGGCAAACACGUUGAAUUGUGCAAUGACUUUGUAGCAGUUGCUAUGGGCAGCGCCAGUAAUUCUGUGUCUCCGGGAACUGUCUCUAUAUUUGGAACUUAUAAAAAUGGUGUUAUAGACAAGUUUCAAGAUAUAAAAGUUGGCGCCGAACCUGGAAUGAUAAAGUUUACUAAUGACUGCCGUACAUUGCUCGUGGCUAACGAAGGAAGUGCCGCUGAAAGUGACGAUGGUACAAAUGUUAUAGAUCCAGAGGGCAGUAUAACAAUUCUCCGUUUUCCUGGGAACGACCUUUCACAGACACCAAAUAAAAUAACGGUCAAUUUCAAUGAAUUCGAUUCAAGGAGUUCUGAAUACGAGUCUAAGGGCGUUCGCAUUCCAUACAAGGGCAGCCUGGGUACGGGUUCGAGUGCCAGCACGUUUUCUCAGAGCAUGGAACCUGAAUACAUAACUCUAAAUUCAGAUGAGAGUCUAGCCUACGUAACACUACAGGAAAACAACGCAAUAGCUGUGGUUAACAUAGGACAAGGAGAGGUUACUGAAAUAUAUCCACUAGGACAGAAGGAUUGGAGCCAACUGUUGUUUGAUUCUAGUGACACGGAUUCAGAGAUAAAUCUUCGGUCAUGGCCUGUUUCUAGCCUGUAUCAACCGGACGUUGUUAUAUAUUUUAAACUCAAUGGAGAAGGAUAUUUGGCCAUGGUUAAUGAAGGAAAAAUGCUAGAUUACGAGACAUCAAAUGGUGAAACCUGGACCGAGUCUGCACGUGGCUCCGAAAUAAUAUCAGAUAAUCUCUUAGCAGACAACGUAUCGUCGAAUCUGCAACAAGCUUUAUCUGAUAACAACAAACUGGGACGUCUCCAAUUUAGCAAGGUCGAUGGACUAAAUGAUUUGGGUAAAAUUGAAAAACUUCAUUUCUAUGGCGGACGAGGUUGGUCGAUCAUGCGAGUCAAGGACAUGAGCCAGGUGUACGAUAGUGGUGAUGAGCUUGAAAGAAAACACGCUGAAUUUUUAGAAACGGUCUUCAAUGCAGAAUCAACACCCGAUUCAGAAAUGCAGACACCUUCACAGCUUAAAGAUCAGAAAUCGGAUGAUUUGGGUCCCGAGUGUGAAUCUCUCGCCAUCGGUGAUGUUGAUGGUAAAAAGUUAUUUUUUAUUGGCGUCGAAGGUCCUUCUAGUAUUGUUACCUACAGCAUGGGUUCCAGUCUUCAACCUCAAUUUGAGUCCAUCUAUAGAGCAGGCGGAGUCAAUGCAAGUUUCAAAUCCAUUUACGAGAGUCGAACUUCUGGUGAUCUAGAACCUGAAGACUUACGAUUCAUUCAGUCUGACGAUAGUCCAACAGGGAAGCCGUUGCUAUUGGUUACUGGAACAGCCAGUGGGACUGUGUCUCUUUAUGAAAUAGUCAACGAAGGAAAUGGAGGUGCAUCUACAACUCAAACGUCUGUAUGGCUGAUAUUCAUGAUAAUGGCUGCAAAUUCCAUAGGCAUACAAAUGCAGCGACUCUGAAAAUGACAAGUGAUAUGUUGUCCAGUCUGCGUUUGAGUACCAACAAACAAUGUCUGCAAUGAACGUUGGUGUGAAACCAAAGAAGUGUACAUCCUUGAAUAUGUCGGGUCACAGCAGUAACAAUAAAACUUGGCGCUCCUACAAACAUUUCUCUCCUGAGUCUGCAUCAAACUUGAUGUGACCAUUUUCUUAAUCACAAACACCACUUGCCAACAAGCUCUGCGACAGGGAAAUAUAUUACCGCAUUUCAUAAUAAUGGAUAAACUUGGCGACACUUAAUCAAAAUCAUAUUAUUUCAAAGUGCUUUGAUAUUUCGUGGUAUUAUCUGUAAUGAGAAACUGUUAUAAACAAACAAAUUUCUCUUGAAAUUAAUAUUUUUAAGCAAUCCUCACAAUAAAAUUAAAACUCGUAAUUUAAUAAAUAGCAACAGUCACAUUUUAAGGAGUUUUUUCACCUACCAGUUUUUUUAAAAUUAUGAUUUUUUUUACGAGUUAAACACGCGUAACACGAGUUGAGUACGAACUUUCUCAGAGCAAAGUACUGUCCCGAUUCAGCUAAGAGUUUUUAUACUACUAGUAGUAUUUCAACUCAUAGCGAGUUGUUAGCCUCUAGAAGUAUUUCAAAAAAACUUAGCGAGAGCUGAUUUUCAGGGGAUUGAUUAGCAUUAAAAUAUUGAGUAAGUGGGGUUUUUCUAUAUAAUUUAUAACUAAAACUUGAAGAGAUAGAAAGAGGGAGGCAAGUAGGCGCAUAAGCUUUGCAAUUUCAUUUUAUUUUUUGUGAACCAAAGAAAGUUGUUAACCGUAGAUUCAGAAUUAUUUUUCUACGAGGCCGUAUCUUGAACAGAGAAAAUGCUGAGAGAAAAUAACAUGACACAAUAGAUAAAAACGAUCAGACAGUAUGAAUAUAUUAAAACCAAAAGGGAGUAAUAUUUGAUAUUAUGAUUAUAUAAAUUGCGUUCAUAUAUUAUAAAAUCGUAACAUUUAUGUUUACUGUGCUUUACAUAAGAUUUAUACCAGAGUGUACCACCAAAAUAUGAAAAAAAAAAUUUUCAGGUACAAUAUAUUAAGAUGAUAAUAAUGUUAGAGAAAAACGCAUUGUCCCCAAUGGGAUUUGAACCCAAGACUUUCGUAUUACAGUCCGGGCACUCUACCUACGGAUGGAGCUAUGAACCCAAGUGGUACACCCUAUGAUUUUCCCAUUAGGACACGUUUUAUCUCAAGGUAUUGCGCAAUACGCAAUAAUUACUGUAUUAUGUAUUGUCAUACCAUGUAAUACAUAUAUUUAAGAUACUAACGUUACGAUAUAAUAUUAACAUGAAGCUGUGAAAUACACUAACCUAUUUCGACAAGUAUAAGAUUAAAACAGAUGUAAAAUUGUAUACAGUACUUUCUCGAUGAUGGUUAUAUUUGUGUCUCGAGAUGUAAUACAUUUGUACAGUGGCGAAUUAAAGAGGGGUAGCUUUCAAGUGGGAAGCU